CGUCCCUUUUUUACUUUUUGGAGAACCUAUUUUUAUAUAUAAAAAAUCGCACUCUAAUCGGCGCUUGUUCUUGUACAUUUUCCUACUCUUAUUUUUCUAAUUCGUUUACAUUACAUAAAAACCAGGGUCGCAGACGAAUUAUGCUGAAGCAAAUUACCAACGUGCGCGUGGCAUUCUGCCCCUUUUCGAAGCACUCGACAUCCACAAAGGUGUUUUUGAACCGUGUUUUGUCAAAGAAGAACAAUGCGGCCAACCCGAAUUGCAAGAUCAACGUGGUGACAACGGCGUUUGUCAAGGACCCAGCUAUGAUUGACGUCACAUUUAAGGACGGUAAAAAGUUCCAGAUCAACGGCGGUGAUAUGAAUGGCGAUGAUAUUAUUUCACAGGUGGAAAAGUACUCAAAGAAGCUCAGCCAGCAGGAGGAUCUCCAGGGCCAGUAAUUUUUUGUUUUUGUUGUGCUGUACAGUGGUUAUACCAAAUAGAAGAGCACAUAUCUGGAAGGCUCAGAAUAUUAUUUUGGUUUGUUUGUAAGUCUAUAUGGGAAAGUUAGUAUUGGCAUGACAGUUAUCAACAAUAAUAUUUACUAUUUGUCUGGCGUAUUAUUAUCUAUACAUUAUAACUUGCAUCACUUGCUGCGCAAGCUCUUC
Messenger RNA from Kickxella alabastrina, 647 nucleotides. RefSeq lists its product as uncharacterized. The record is from RefSeq and is a predicted model, not a curated record. The transcript has 2 exons. Gene Ontology annotation, cellular component: mitochondrial large ribosomal subunit. Gene Ontology annotation, molecular function: structural constituent of ribosome. The coding region runs from base 141 to 440 and encodes 99 amino acids. Lineage: Eukaryota; Fungi; Kickxellomycota; Kickxellomycetes; Kickxellales; Kickxellaceae.